AAUAUUUGUAGCAUACACGAGUCGUUUGAAUAAACAAAACGGAUCACUGUCGCGUUUUUAGGAAUUAUAAGAUAUGUCGCCUCGCGUGAGCGUUACUAACACAUCGCAACGCUUUUGUCGUCGUUACCAGCGCGUUUAAACCCACCCCGUUGAGCGCGAGAGCGUUGUACAGAGCGCUAAAUAAAGGAAUUUAGUUGCUGAUCAAGACGGAACUGACAGUUUGGGCUGCGAAAAUAUGGCAGAGUUGCACGUUGAGCCCAACGAUACUGGCAUCAUCGAGCAGAGCGAAAAUCAUUGUGAAAUCAGAGGCUCCGUGAAUGUGAGACUCCCCUCGCCCACUCUGGUGAUUCCGUCGUCCCGGUUUGGCUUGUCCAGUCCCGGGGUCUCCGGUUCGAGAGCAUUGAUUGGGUUCCCAAUGAAAAGCAACCUCAGUUCCCCAUCGUCAGAAGCCACAGAGAAGCCAGGAUCUCGGUGGGUUCGGCUGAAUGUUGGAGGAACCUACUUUGUCACAACGAAACAGACCCUGUGCAGGGACCCCAAGUCGUUUUUGUCUCGAUUAUGUCAGGAAGAUCCAGAUCUGGAUUCGGAUAAGGAUGAGACAGGAGCAUAUUUGAUUGACAGGGAUCCCACAUAUUUCGGACCCAUCUUGAACUACUUGAGGCAUGGGAAGUUGAUCAUCAACAAGAACCUUGCUGAGGAUGGUGUUCUGGAGGAAGCCGAGUUUUACAACAUUGCAUCACUUGUGAGGCUGGUGAAGGAGAGAAUACGAGACAAUGAGAACAGAACGUCUCAGGGCCCUGUGAAGCAUGUGUACCGUGUAUUACAAUGUCAGGAGGAGGAACUUACUCAGAUGGUGUCCACCAUGUCAGACGGCUGGAAGUUUGAACAGCUCAUAAGUAUCGGCUCCUCCUAUAACUAUGGCAACGAGGACCAGGCAGAAUUCCUGUGUGUUGUUUCCCGGGAGCUCAACAACUCUACUAACGGAAUUGUUAUUGAACCCACUGAGAAGGCAAAGAUCCUUCAGGAGAGAGGAUCCAGGAUGUGAGGAGCCUGGUGCCUGAGCUCACACAGAUCUCCCAACUAUCUCCUCCUUUCUCCAGAUCCUCCUCCACCAUACAGCUGACUCCAAGUUCAUCAGCCCGCCAACCCACCCCUCACCUUACCCGCCCCUCCUCCCUUGUGCCUUUCCACUGUGGGGGUCUCAGUUCCCUUCCUCCCUGCAGUGCUGCAACAUUAACCAAUCAGCACCAUCACUAACUAUCAAUGCUAUUAUCGACUAAGCAAAAGUGUGUGUGUGAGGUUAAACCUCAGACCACCAUCUCUGAUGCAAGACUGCUCAGAAAGGAUUACAGGGAAGGAUUUAUUCUUCAUGUUAUUUUUGCAGCCUUCAUAAUCAUCAUCAUAUCCAAGUCAUUUUUUCAUCAAUUUACAGCUGCUGGCUUUAGAGUUUAAUUGGGUUCAAUUGCCCAGGUUAGCUUGGCUGUGUCCAUAUUACCAUAAAUUCCUCAGGACUUCCAAAGGCAUGCAAGAUAGACAAAGCAGAACUCGCUUCCCCUGACCUUCAUUACAGCUUCUCUUAACAAGCACAUUAACUUACACUGUAAAUCAUUAACAGCCACAUUAGCACUCUGACUGAUCAUCAUCAUUUUAAUAUCCAUUUCCCAUUGCCUGGUCAGACCGAUAGCACAGCAGCUGGCGCAAUGGAGAAAAUGUAAACGGCGGCUUUUGAACAUGCAGUAUUUUGUCUUCAGUGUGGCAUGUUCCUUUUGUUUACUCUACCCAUUUACACAUCUGGAAAGUUCAAGAGGAGAAGGGAGAACUCAUACUGCCAAUUGUCCAGUCAGAUGCCCCACAUGUUUGUCCAUUCCAGUGAAUCACAAGAUGCCUUGCAUUUCUGAUUCACUCAUGUUGAUUUCGGUCAUCCUGGAAAUUAUUAUUUUUUUAAUACAUUUUAUUUUGUUUGCUUUGUUGCUACAGAUAUUUAAUAGCAUCAAAACAGGAAAUACAAAACAGAAGAAAUAUGUGGAUUUAGGGCAUAAGGAUUAUGUUUAUUAAAAACAAACCUUUUAUGAAGAGGCCGAAUGCAAUUCAUGUAAUUGUUGAUAUCUGUUUCAUAGUGGUUGAUUCUUGUGUUUAUCAAGAUACGAUUCUCUAUCUGAAAGGUGGAGGUUCUGAAUCAACCCUUUAUGUACUUUUUUUAAUACCUGGUCACCGAGAUGUACAUUUUGUUUGUUGUGUUUGCCUUUAAACUCUGUCAUUGACUGGAAAAAAUGAAACAAAAAAACAGGAGCCUUCUAUAGAGGUAUCAAGCAUACAUAGUACAGGUAGUUCAGGACUGAACUACUUGUUGGACAAAAUGUCCACCAUUUUUGAGUCAGGGCAAAACUGCAUUAUUAGCUGUUUGUUAGUUACAGCUAUCCAUAUUUGACACUUUUCUGACAUUUUAAAUUAUGACCUAGUCCUUCCUGUAAUACCAUAACAUUAUUUUGGCAAUUUAACUGUUUAACUCAUCCUUUAAAAGUAGUCUUAUCUCUAAAAUGGAAUGUUGUAGAACGUAAAGGGCUCCAUUUAUUGUGGACAUUAUGGUACUUUUCCACUGCAUGUUACAGUUCGAAUUGGCUCUGCUUGCUUUACUUUUCUGAGCUUUCUUUUCCACUGCAGUUUAGUGCUGCCUCAACAUGGGUGUGAUUAUAGGCUGAUAGUCAUAUUUGUGCUGCAUCUACUGCCGUGUCAUAAUCUUAAACGCGACACAAAUAUUACUGACCAUAAAUGAUAGCUGUUAGCAACUAGCUCAUUGUGCUGCAUAAAGGGGAUUUUACACAAGUGUAACAUUUAAAUUGGCCUGGUUAUUUUAGAAGCAAGCUUUUAAGUAGCUGGUCAACUAAAUAAAGUGAAGCUUAUAUAGAGCAGAAUAUAUUGAUAACAAAACGUACCAUCCUCCAUCGUGAACUCCAACUACGCCAUGGCCGAGUUCAGGGCACUCUCCCUCCCAUUGCUCGCUGGUUUAUUGCCAUAGAUAGUGUCCAUUUGGUCGAACCACUUCCACCUUUUUCUGUUUGAACCACUCUGGCUGUUGUGGUUCUUGAUGGUUCUGUAGUCACUAAAGUUUUUUUUUAUUUUUUUUUUUUUAUAACUUUUCCCUACACUGUUGGUAGGUCCGGUGGUAGCUGUGUGUGGCCAACAGCUGAGACACUUCCAGAAAGACCCCCAAAAAUUGAGCAGAGUCGUGUCGAGCUGUACCGUGCAGUGGAAAAGCCCCAUUAGAUAUGUCUUUUUUUAUUUUACGUAACGUAUCACUUCAGGUAAAUCAAUUUGUUUGCUUCUUUUUGACAUCGAUCCUGGCAUUUCGCCCUCUUAACUGGUUGCCCUCAAUGUUUUACACGAUUCUUCUCUCCAGUAGCAGAUAUAUGUUUAUAAAUACUUUCAACUUUGUCUACAGAAGUGAUCCAUCACAAAUGGACAAUAUUUGGAAAUAUGUCUCAUUAAAUUGUAUUGUCCAGGCUGUAUAACGCAUGCCUGAAUUUUUUUUUUCCGUUUGUUCAUAUCUAUUGAUAAACUGUCGAUUGAUCAAGGGGUCAGUCUCAUGUACAGAAAGCAUCAUGUACAUUGGCAUUGAUGUUUUUAGAGUCUGCAGUGUUAAAAAGUGCUGUCUCAAUUAUGUUGGAGAUUUUUGCAUCCUUAUCACAUCAAACUCUGUCUUCUUGAUAUGAUAAAUAAAAAGACAUGAGUACUUGAGUUUGCGAUCUACGGUAUGCUUGGUUUGCUCAUCUUUCGUAUGUUAUGGCUGGCCUUCCCUUUCUUUGGUUGUGUUGAUGUUUUCCCCCUCCUAGAGAGAGUUUAUUUGUUAAGCCCCAAUUGUUAGUUAUUGAGGCUCCUAUAACAGGACCUCCCCUCACUCACAGGAUCUUCUUGUACAUUCCUAUUGUUCACAGUGACAGAUUGAAUUCAGAUCUGGUUUCAAAGCAGAAUCCUGGAUUCAAAGGUGGCACUGUUAGUUUCUCCCCUUUCCUGCUGUUUGUCUAGUGUUGUGCCUUUGACCUAUCAUUCCCUAUUUCUCUUCACUCUUAAGUUACUCUUACAGAUGCUUGAGAAGCAGACUAAUAGAAUGCAAUGGUCCGUUUGUUUUUCAUUUGUUCUCACUCUUAACAAUCAGUUCUGUUCCUUGAUUCAGAUACUGAAUGUACUGUUGAGCCCUUUUUUCCAGUUUGUUACUGUUCUUGAUCCUGUAAUUUAUGUUAUGUGCCUACCUAUCUGUAUUUGGCUUUUUGACUGCUGCCCAAAUGCACUUUUUAUUUGGGCCCAAAAUUUUGCACCUACCUGCAUAUUCGCGGUAAAUCCUAGGUUGUUUUUUUUUAUGUUCUCAUUAUAUGGAUUUGUUUUUAGGUUUUGUUUUAUUUUAAGAGUUGAAUCUUGAUACUUGGCAUAAGAAAAUGCCAUUUGCAGUCUCAAGUCUUAUCUACACCAGUUCGGGAAACUGAUAUGGUUGUCACACUGACUACUGCUACUUUCCUGAAAUUGUACAGCACUUGAGACUGUUAGAUUUUGUCUCUUUGUAUCUUCCCUAUAGAAAUCUGCCAUUGUCCUUUACAUCUUGUGUCUCAUCUGAGUUGAUUAGGAUCAAACAAAAAGACAUAUAUUGAUUAAAAAUAUAUUUUCUUUGUGGGGGAAAAAAAAAACUUGUGAAAAGUUAUAUGCUAUUAUAAAUAUCCAAGGGGUUAAGGGAUACAUGUUGUGAAACACCAACUUGGAAGCAUGCAAUGUGUUGAGUAUAUACAGUAAUGUAAUAUGCUGGGAUUUUGUCACAGUGUAAAGGUAAAUUGGUGCAUGGACAGUUGACAGAUGGUAUUAAUAAUAUUUGAGAAGUGGCGUUUAAAAACUGCUGGUCUGCUGCUCUUAACAGAAAAUCCUGGCCCUAAAAUUUGUAUUUUUGUUUCUGUUUUAUAGAAAUCAAUUUAAUCACACACACCACUAUGGAAUAAACUUGCUUGCUAAGGCUAAAAAUGCUUAUACAUCACUCUUUGUAUUUGGUAUAAAGUAUAUAGCCUUCAACUGAUGUUUUGGAAGUAGGCCAGAAGUGCAGUCCUCUGUCAAAGUCUUUUAUAUAAGUGAAAAAAAAGAAGAAAAAAAAAGGUCCAUGUUCAAAAGAAUAGGUGAUUUUUAUUUCUGCCAUAAUAGUUAGUCUGCAACACCUGCAUGCUUUUUUAUACAGUACACACACAUUUUAACGUGCUGAAAACCUGCUCUUACAUCAGAUGUUUUGGGUGUAUUUCAUUGUCAACAGUAUUGAUGUAAAGUGUCAAAUAUGUCACUAGACUAUGGAGAUUGUGGAGCCAAGUGUUCUGGAAAUGAAUAGUUUUGAUCAGAUGGUCCCUAAUUUUCUUUUUCAUUUUUGAAGUUUGUCUUCUGAUGCAGUUACUUGCAAUGUACAGAUUGCAAAGAUAUAAUGUAUGGUUUUUAUCAUAAAAUGUGUUUGUGUUUCAAAGUUGUGUGGUGCUCAUUCUUUUCAG
Messenger RNA from Xyrauchen texanus (razorback sucker), 5507 nucleotides. Its product is annotated as BTB/POZ domain-containing protein KCTD5-like. Lineage: Eukaryota; Metazoa; Chordata; Actinopteri; Cypriniformes; Catostomidae. Gene Ontology annotation, molecular function: cullin family protein binding. Gene Ontology annotation, biological process: protein homooligomerization; proteasome-mediated ubiquitin-dependent protein catabolic process. Gene Ontology annotation, cellular component: cytoplasm; Cul3-RING ubiquitin ligase complex. The coding region runs from base 236 to 1045 and encodes 269 amino acids. The record is from RefSeq and is a predicted model, not a curated record. The transcript is spliced from 6 exons.